Trifolium pratense (red clover) is the source of this 2865-nucleotide messenger RNA. RefSeq names its product glycerophosphodiester phosphodiesterase GDPDL1-like. The transcript is spliced from 9 exons. Bases 213 to 2486 code for a protein of 757 amino acids. The record is from RefSeq and is a predicted model, not a curated record. Lineage: Eukaryota; Viridiplantae; Streptophyta; Magnoliopsida; Fabales; Fabaceae. Gene Ontology annotation, biological process: lipid metabolic process. Gene Ontology annotation, molecular function: glycerophosphodiester phosphodiesterase activity.
AAAUAAUUUUUUUUAUAUAUAUAUAGCAAAGUUAAUGCAAGAAAGAAAGAAAAAAACCAAAACAAAAAAGUUGUGUUUCUGAAUUAAAGAGCACUCAUUAACAUAAGUCAGAACAUAGAGACACAACACACAAAAUCUUUCUACCUCUAUCUCUCUAGUUAAGGUGGUUAGUUGGGUUCAUCACUUCAUCGUUAACCGCCAUAGUUACCGGAAUGUGGAAACCACGCGCUUUCUCCGUUUCACUUGCUCUACUUCUUCUUCAUUCACUUUUUCUAGCUCUUGUUUCUGCUCAAACUAAGAGAUCUGAAUGGAACACACUCUCAGGAAGUCCACCAUUGGUCAUAGCACAUGGUGGUUUUUCAGGUAUAUUUCCCGAUUCUAGUGAUGCUGCUUAUAUUUUAGCCACAGCAGUGAGCGUACCGAAUGUCGCUCUAUGGUGUGAUGUUCAAUUGACAAAAGAUAGAGUUGGGAUUUGCCUUCCAAAUAUCAACCUUGAAAACUCUACUUACAUUGCAAGUAUUUUCCAAAAUCAAAGUGUGAAUUACUUGGUUAAUGAUGUACCCACCAACGGCUAUUUUUCUGUGGAUUACACCUUAAAGGACUUAUCCAACGUCAUUUUAUCUCAGGGAGUAUACUCUCGGUCUCCCCUGUUCGAUGGCACUGGUUAUGUCAUUAAUACCGUCGAAGAUGUACUCAAAAUAGUGGCCCCACAAACACCUGGUUUGUGGUUGAAUAUUCAGCAUGAUGCUUUCUACACGCAACACAAUUUAAGCAUGAGAAGUUAUGUACUCUCAGUUUCUAGAAAAGUGCAUAUCAAUUAUAUCUCAUCACCCGAGGUUGGUUUUCUGAGAAGUAUUACAAAACGUUUCAACCCAAAAAUAACAAAACUUGUCCUCAGGUUUCUCAAUCCAGAUGACACAGACCCAUCAACCAAUCAGAGUUAUAGUUCAUUACUAAAAAAUCUUACGUUUAUCAAGACUUUUGCUUCUGGAAUUAUUGUUCCAAAGGGUUACAUUUGGCCUAUAGAUGCUAGUCUUUAUCUACAACCACAUACCUCUUUGGUUUCCGAUGCACAUAAAGCGGGGUUGGAAGUAUAUGCAUCAGAUUUUGCAAAUGAUGUUAUGUCUAGCUAUAAUUAUAGUUAUGAUCCUCUUACUGAGUACCUGCAAUUCAUUGAUAAUGGCGACUUCUCCGUUGAUGGUGUGCUGACCGAUUUUCCCAUAACUCCAUCUGCAGCUAUAGAUUGCUUUGCUCACCAAGGCACGAAUGCUACAAGAAGAGAUAACACUUUGAUUAUCUCACAAUUUGGAGCAAGUGGAGAUUAUCCAGCUUGUACUGACAAAGCAUAUAACAAGGCCAUAACAGAUGGUGUGGAUGUUCUUGACUGUCCUGUUCAAUUCUCAAAGGAUGGAACACCCUUUUGCUUAAACUCCAUUGAUCUUCUAGAGAGUACCACAGUUGCUCAAACAAGCUUCAGUGAUUUAGCUUUGAAUAUCCCUCAGAUCAAAUCUGGUCGUGGCAUAUUUACAUUUAACUUGUCGUGGACUGAUAUAAAAGGCCUGACCCCCUCAAUUUUGAACCCUUUCUCAAAAUACACACUGUUCAGGAAUCCAAAAAAUAAGAACGCGGGGACACUUCUAACAUUAUCAGAUUUCUUGUCAUUGACUAAAAAUCAGACUUCUCUAUCAGGCAUCCUGAUCGUCAUUGAGAAUGCAGCCUAUCUUGCGGAAAAGCAGCAAAUAAGUGUAACUGAUGUCGUCAUUGAGGCUUUGAGAAAUGCAGGUUAUGAUAAACCGGGAAGUCAAAAAGUUUAUAUUCAAUCCACUAAUAGCUCUGUACUUCUGAAGUUCAAGGAGAAAACCAAAUACGAGCUUGUCUACAAGAUUGACGAGACUGUCGGUGAUGCUGUCAAAGCAGCUGUUGAGGAUAUAAAAACAUUUGCAAGUUCUGUGGUUAUCAGUAAAGACUCAGUAUUUCCUCGUAACACCGGCUUCCUAACCACCUUUACAAACAUUGUGCCAAAGCUAAAAGCUGCUAACCUCUCAGUUUUCGUAGAAAUAUUCAACAAUGAGUUUGUAUCUCAGGCAUGGGAUUACUUCUCGGAUCCAACAGUGGAGAUCAACUCAUAUAUUCAGGAAGCAGAAAUUAAAGGAGUCAUCACACCCUUCCCUAAAACUGCUAGUAGAUACUCAAGAAACAAAUGUUUGUUGGGUAAUAAGGCACCUCCUUACAUGCAACCUGUUCAAGCCGGUAGUCUUCUUGGAACCGUUAACAAUCAGUCAUUGCCUCCAGCUCUGGCUCCACUCCCUCCCUUAACUAAAGCCGAAGUGGUAGAGUCACCUUUGCCUUCUGUUGAUAAACUAGCUCCAGCUUCUAGCCCUGCUGCCGGAACCAAGUCUCCACCCGGAAAUGCGCAGCCUAAGGUUUCUGUUUGCUUAUUCUUGUCCAGUCUCGCUGUGUUUGUAGCUUCUAUUCUUCUGCUUUGAGUGAAACCAUCUCUUCACUUUCUGCCAAAAAUCUAAACCAAAAAGAAGAAUUAAGAAUGAAAAAUGAGGUCUCUUUUGCUGGUUUCAACCCUCUAUUUCCUCGUGAUCUCUGCUAGGAUAGUGGCACGACACCUUUUGGCUACACGCUGCAUGAAUAAUCCACAAUUUUAUUUUAUUUUUAACUUAGAAGGACCAAAUUCUUUCCAUUGUAGCUAUGCAUGUUCAUUCUAAGUUCUCUCCAAUUGCUUCUUGGGUUUGUACCGAGUACAAAAUACUGAGCGGUGUAUAUCUACGGUGUACGAAUUCAUUUUAGAUGUGUAUCUUGUAUCAUUUGUUGUAACUUGUAACAUAUAUUUAUAAUUAUAUUUGUUGGUGUGCA